GCCACCGCCGCCGCCGGAAGCGCCCUCAGAGCUGCCGGAAGGGCUCGCGGGGCGGCGGGAGCGCGCAUGCGCAGAGACGGGAGCGCGCGUGCGCCGGGGAGAGAGCGGAGCCGCGCGCAGACUGUCCAUUUCUCGGGGUGCUGAAGGCCGGGAAUCCCAGCCAUGGAUUUCCAGCACCGGCCCGGGGGCAAAACGGGCAGCGGGGGCGUGGCCUCGGCCUCCGAGAGCAACCGCGACCGGCGGGAGCGGCUCCGCCAGCUGGCCCUGGAGACCAUCGACAUCAACAAGGACCCCUAUUUUAUGAAAAAUCAUCUGGGCUCCUACGAGUGCAAGCUUUGCCUGACACUGCACAACAAUGAGGGGAGUUACUUAGCACAUACCCAGGGGAAGAAGCAUCAGACCAAUUUGGCACGACGAGCUGCCAAGGAAGCCAAGGAAGCCCCAGCCCAGCCUGCCCCAGAGAAGGUGAAAGUGGAAGUGAAGAAAUUUGUGAAAAUUGGGCGUCCAGGCUACAAAGUGACCAAACAGAGAGACCCAGAAACAGGCCAGCAGAGCCUUCUCUUCCAGAUCGAUUACCCAGAGAUAGCAGAGAGCAUCAUGCCCCGGCACCGCUUCAUGUCGGCCUACGAGCAGCGCAUCGAGCCCCCGGACCGGCGCUGGCAGUACCUGCUGAUGGCAGCUGAGCCCUACGAGACCAUUGCCUUCAAGGUGCCAAGCAGAGAAAUUGAUAAAGCAGAGGGAAAGUUUUGGACUCACUGGAACAGAGAAACCAAACAGUUCUUCCUUCAGUUCCACUUCAAGAUGGAGAAGCCCCCGGCGCCCCCAAACCUCCCCCCGGGGCCCCCGACCGUCAAGCGGCCGCCGCCCCCUCCCCUGAUGAACGGGCUGCCCCCGCGGCCGCCCCUGCCCGACUCCAUGCCCCCCCCUCCCCCCGGGGGCAUGGCCCUGCCCCCCAUGCCCCCCUCGGGGCCGGUGCCACCCCCCCCAGUGCCCCCCCAGCUGCCCCCAGCGCCCGGGGUGCCCCCCCCCGCCCCGCUGCCCCCCAUGCUGCGGCCGCCGCUGCCCGCCGAGGGGCCGGGCACCAUCCCUCCUCCUCCUCCCUCCAACUGAGCCCCUCCUGGGCUCCAGCCCGUGGGAUUGGUGUCUUUUGAGCUGCAGCUCACCCCCCAUCCAGGGAACAGAUCCUUUUUGUACCUCUGCAAAGAUGGCUGAACUCUGUAGGUUCAUUAAAAGGUUUUUGAUUCUCCUUUCA
Molecule: messenger RNA, 1252 nt
Organism: Zonotrichia leucophrys gambelii
Lineage: Eukaryota; Metazoa; Chordata; Aves; Passeriformes; Passerellidae
Gene: SF3A2
Product: splicing factor 3a subunit 2
Exons: 9
Coding region: 163-1110 (315 amino acids)
Biological process (GO): spliceosomal complex assembly
Cellular component (GO): catalytic step 2 spliceosome; U2-type prespliceosome; U2 snRNP
Molecular function (GO): nucleic acid binding; zinc ion binding
Source: RefSeq, a predicted model, not a curated record